This is a messenger RNA of Trichoplusia ni (cabbage looper), 460 nucleotides long. RefSeq lists its product as uncharacterized. NCBI's taxonomy places the organism in Eukaryota, Metazoa, Arthropoda, Insecta, Lepidoptera, Noctuidae. Bases 77 to 460 code for a protein of 127 amino acids. The transcript has 2 exons. The record is from RefSeq and is a predicted model, not a curated record.
CGGCGCGGCGCCGCUGCCGCUGCCCGACGCGGGCGCGCUGGACUGGGCCGCGCUAGUACACACCGCCACCCGGGCCAUGCUGCAGGUAACACAUGUCAUGUUACUGGGUGAGGGCGGGCGCGGCAGCAGGGAGGCGGGCGGGGGCGCGGCCGGCGCGGCGCCGCUGCCGCUGCCCGACGCGGGCGCGCUGGACUGGGCCGCGCUAGUACACACCGCCACCCGGGCCAUGCUGCAGGUAACACAUGUCAUGUUACUGGGUGAGGGCGGGCGCGGCAGCAGGGAGGCGGGCGGGGGCGCGGCCGGCGCGGCGCCGCUGCCGCUGCCCGACGCGGGCGCGCUGGACUGGGCCGCGCUAGUACACACCGCCACCCGGGCCAUGCUGCAGAUCUGUGAGGAGCACCAAUACCCAUCGAUGGACAACACCGACCCCUCAUUAGAAAACAAUUGCCAACGAAACUAG